AUGAAGAUCAAUGAAGACAUAAUCAAACUGACCAUUGUCCACACCUGGUCACAUGAUCAGUCACACUCUGCUAUGAUUGGAUCAGCAUAUAGAAAAGGGGAAAGGGGGUUACUCUGCCCACCUGGACAAGCGUGUAAAACAAAACUUAAAGCUCCUGCUGUGUGUGAACAGCGGUGCUACCUCUACAACACGCCAGGGGGAGCUGUUUCCAUCAAGACUGCGUUACAGACCAGACCAGAUCAGACUGGGUCAGAUCAGGUCAUGAUAUCAUUUUGUUUUGCUUUUUGGUAUUUUUUUUCCUCUUCUUUUAUUUUGAAAGGCACUGGUUUCCUGUUAACAUGGCUCUUAUUUUGGUAG
Molecule: messenger RNA, 357 nt
Organism: Xyrichtys novacula (pearly razorfish)
Lineage: Eukaryota; Metazoa; Chordata; Actinopteri; Labriformes; Labridae
Source: the annotation of a GenBank genome assembly